AUGAAACUCAUGUUGGGACUGUUGGGACUGGUGUGUUUGAUGGUUGUGGCCCUCGGGGCUGGCAACGAUGAUGAAGACCUCUUCACUGCUGAGUCUGCUAAUCGAGGAUUCGGCCAUGGAGGCUAUGGGGGAUAUGGAGGCCUGGGGGGCUAUGGAGGUUACGGAGGCUACGGUGGCGGCUAUGGAGGCGGCUAUGGAGGCUAUGGGGGAGGAUUCGGAGGUUUCGGACAUCAUCGUCCCCAUCAUUUUGGCUGA
Molecule: messenger RNA, 255 nt
Organism: Darwinula stevensoni
Lineage: Eukaryota; Metazoa; Arthropoda; Ostracoda; Podocopida; Darwinulidae
Source: the annotation of a GenBank genome assembly